Messenger RNA from Rhincodon typus (whale shark), 594 nucleotides. RefSeq names its product CUE domain-containing protein 2-A. The coding region runs from base 145 to 579 and encodes 144 amino acids. Lineage: Eukaryota; Metazoa; Chordata; Chondrichthyes; Orectolobiformes; Rhincodontidae. The transcript has 5 exons. The record is from RefSeq and is a predicted model, not a curated record.
GUGGGUUUUCCGUUUUAUGUUCGCGGGAGGGGGAGUGUUGGUUUCUCUGAUUUGGCGGCUGUGUGUAUCCUCCAGAAUGACCCUGCACCUCUACCAGCUAUUGCUUUAAAGGUGGAACCUUGUUAUUGAUGAAGUGUUUCUACCAUGGCAUUGGAGAAAGUUAUCCAGGAUGCACUGACCCAGUUUAUUCAACUGCAUAUCCCGGAUGCUGAUCUCAGUGUGAUGGAUGAGGUGAUUCUCUCCUAUAUCACCAGUGUACUGGAGGAACUUGGAUCUCCAGACUCAUCUGAAGAGAACUUUGAUGUGGAAAUGUUUGUGGAAAUGAUGGCGGCUUAUGUCCCAGGCUUCGCAGAGAUAAGCAGUGUCACUAUCUGCGAGAUGAUGUUUGAUUUGGCUGCACGUUUGGUAGAAGCUCGUAACAAAGAAAAUGUUCGUCCCCUGACUGCUUCUCCAGAUCAUGAGUCCUUUUCAAAGGAACUGGCAAGUAGCAGAGAAGACAAGAAAUCAGCAGACCCGGAAAGCAACCCAGUGGCAGGAGAGGGAGCCAGUGCAAAGGUUAGGCUACCUCCAGAUUAUUAAAGGAACUGGUUGUGU